ACUUAACCUAAAAAUUUAACAUAACCUUAAAACAGAAACAUCAGUGCUUUCGUUCUUUUUCAUCGUAAAUAAUGACCACAGCAUUAGUAAAAGGAAACGUGCUAUUAUACAAAGGAAGUAGUUUCCUUAAACAAAGACUAAUUUUAUCAAUAUUAAGUGGAAAAUGUGUAAAAAUUAAUGAAAUUCGUGCUUUGGACGAUGAACCAGGCUUAAGAGAAUUUGAAGUAAGCCUUAUCAGGCUUCUGGACAAAAUUACAAAUGGAACAGUGGUAGAAUUAAAUGAAACUGGAACAUCUUUAUAUUUUCAACCUGGUUUGUUGUAUGGUGGUACAACAGAACAUGAUUGUUCGUUACAAAGAGGAAUUGGCUAUUAUUUGGAGGCCCUAUUUAUUUUGGGUUUGUUUUGCAAGCAACCAAUAAAUGUAACUCUACGAGGGGUAACAAGUAACAAUAUAGACCCUUCAGUUGACUUAAUGAAGACAUCUAUGAUGCAAACCUUAAAAAAAUUCGUUUUGGACGAUGACGAUUUGGAUUUAAAAAUUAAAAAGAGAGGAAUGAGGCCUUUGGGAGGAGGUGAAGUAGUUUUUAAAUGCCCUGUUAGAAAACAAGUAAGACCAAUACAGUUUUCUGAGAGUGGCAUGGUUAAAAGAAUAAGGGGGACUGCAUAUGCAUUAAGGGUCUCACCUGCUAUAGCUAAUAGAAUGGUGGACACAGCUAAAGGAGUUUUGUUAAAAUUUAUACCAGAUAUUUUUAUAAGUACUGAUCAGUGUAAAGGUAAACAAACUGGUAAAAGUCCUGGAUUUGGUAUACAUUUAAUGGCAGAAACUACUACUGGUGUUAUUUAUUCUGCAGAACAGGUUUCUAAUGUGGUAACAGAUGGUGAAGAAUUAUCAAUACCUGAAGAUUUGGGAGUUGCUGCUGCCCAAAGAUUAUUAUAUGAAAUCUACUUGGGAGGAGUAACUGAUUCCACUUCACAGUCUUUAGCUAUAGUUAAUAUGGCACUAGGGCAAAAAGAUGUAUCAAAAAUAGUAAUAGGACCAUUGACAGACUAUUCCAUAGGCUUUCUUAGACAUUUAAAAGAAUUUUUUGGUGUAACAUUUAAAAUAGAACAUUAUGAAAGUGAUGAUGAAAACCAAACAGGCACAGGUUCAGAAAAAGUGUUGCUCACUUGUGUUGGAAUUGGAUAUACCAAUCUUAGCAAAAGGACAAUAUAAAUUUUAAGUUUUU
Brassicogethes aeneus is the source of this 1227-nucleotide messenger RNA. The record is from the annotation of a GenBank genome assembly. Lineage: Eukaryota; Metazoa; Arthropoda; Insecta; Coleoptera; Nitidulidae.